Gamsiella multidivaricata is the source of this 631-nucleotide messenger RNA. RefSeq lists its product as uncharacterized. The transcript has 4 exons. The record is from RefSeq and is a predicted model, not a curated record. Lineage: Eukaryota; Fungi; Mortierellomycota; Mortierellomycetes; Mortierellales; Mortierellaceae. The coding region runs from base 1 to 585 and encodes 194 amino acids.
AUGUAUGCCUUUGUGGUUUCAGACUACGUUCAUAUCCUCAUCCACGAUCAACCAGAUAUCCACAAGGUCCAACAAAGCCACACGAGAACGCAAUUCGAGCAUCCACACGAGAAGCAACAGCCCCUGGCGCCAGCAUACAACCUACACGAAGAGCUGUUAUCAAAUGCGGAGGAUCAAGCGUGGGAGGAGGAUGACCGAUUGAUACGGAAAUGGGAUGACGAACAGCAAGAGGAGUUGAUGUUGAUGGCAGAGAAACUGGAUGGUGAAGAGAGCGGAAGACUGGUGGCAGAGUGGGAGGGCGAGCAGGAAAUAUUGGCAUCAAAGGAAGAAGGGCUGGCGAUCGAAGAAGACGAGCGACUGUUGACAGAAUAUGGAGGAAAGAAGAGAGUGCAAGCGUCAAGCGUUAUAGACCCGACGUCGGAAGCUUAUGAACGAUGGCUAACACGCUGCGAGGAUGAAGAAACUGCGAUUAUAUCGAGAGAAGAAUGGGCAGAUAAGGCGCAAUUGGCUGCUAGAGAGGACGAAGGAGAUGAUAUGCCGUUCCAUUUCCAAGCAAAGCACUCAAUGGCAAUUGGUACCACCUAGACUCGCCGAUAAUGGACGUGGAUUAGUGUGAUGCCGCCGAUCUACG